This is a messenger RNA of Entamoeba dispar SAW760, 1266 nucleotides long. RefSeq lists its product as uncharacterized. Bases 1 to 1266 code for a protein of 421 amino acids. The record is from RefSeq and is a predicted model, not a curated record. The transcript has a single exon. Lineage: Eukaryota; Evosea; Mastigamoebida; Endamoebidae.
AUGAAAUUAGGAUGUAAUGAAAUAAUGAUAACAUCAAUUUAUUUUGAUAGUAUUAAUGAUUUUAUUAAUUUAGAAAUGGGGGUCAAAAGAUAUAGAGGAAAUAUGGAACGAUUUCAUUUUAAUCCAAUUCCUUUAAAUGAAUAUUCAAGAAGAUUCUUUCCUAAUAUUGAAACAUUUCAUAGUUAUAAUAAAAAGGAUAAAACAUUUAAUGAUGGCAGAAUAUUUAAAUAUAUAAUAUGGUAUUUAAUAGAUUAUUCAACAUAUUUAAAAGAAAAAGAACAAGGAAAUAUAUGUAAAAAUAUAGAAUAUACACAAUAUGAUAGAAUUAAAUAUGGAAACAAAAUACCACAAGAAGUUAAAUCAAUUGGAAAUAAUUGUUUUGAAGGAUAUAAAUCAUUAAAAUCAAUUAAGAUUCCAACAACAAUUAAAGAAAUAGGGCAUUGGUGUUUUGAAAAUUGUUCAUCAUUAAAGACAAUCAAUAUACCAACAACAAUAACUAAAAUAGGAUUUGAUUGUUUUAAAGGAUGUAAGUCAUUAAAGUCAAUUACUAUAGAUAAGCUACAAUUUGUUUGUGAAGAAAGAAUAUUUAUGAAUGAACCAGUGUUAGUUAGUAUUAAAAUACCAGAAAAUCUACAAUUGAUAAAUAAAACAAGAGUUGAAAAGAAAGACAUUAAUGAAUUUAUUAUUCCAACAACUAUUAAUGAAUUAGAUGAGUUUUGUUUUGAUACUUGUUCAUUAUUAAAAUCAAUUCUUUUACCAUCUACAAUCAGUGAAUUACAUGUUCGUUGUUUUGAAAAUUGUCAAUCAUUAAAAGCAAUCAAUAUACCAACAACAAUAACUAAAAUAGGAUUUGAUUGUUUUAGAGACAACACAUCACUGACAUCAAUUAAUAUAGACAAUCUACAAUUUAUUAGUGAAGAAAGAAUAUUUAUGAAUGAACCAGUGUUAGUUAGUAUUAAAAUACCAGAAAAUCUACAAAUAAUCAAUGGAAAAAGAGUUGAAAAGAAAGAUGUUAACGAAUUUACUAUACCAACAACUAUUAAUGAAUUAGAUGAGUUUUGUUUUGACACUUGUUCAUCAUUAAAAUCAAUUAUUAUUCCUUCAUCAGUUAGUAAAUUAGGACUUUGUUGUUUUAGACAAUGUUCAUCAUUAACAUCAAUUAUUAUUCCUUCAUCAGUUACAUCAUUUGGGAUGUGGUGUUUUAGUAAAUGUGGAUGUGCAAAAGAGUUAAAGAAGAAUAAACAAAUACCAAGAAAUUGCUUUUAA